Molecule: messenger RNA, 2205 nt
Organism: Durusdinium trenchii
Lineage: Eukaryota; Dinophyceae; Suessiales; Symbiodiniaceae
Source: the annotation of a GenBank genome assembly
AUGGAUGAGACGGUGAUUGAUUCAUUUCCAACCCGGCAGUGGUCAUGCAGCACGUUGUUGAGGGGGUCCUCUUUCUUGAACGAACAGCUUGCUCGCAAUAAGAAGAUGUCCUUCGAUGAAAUUGCCGCAAAAGCUCGCCUCGAGAAGUUGAAGGCUGAGAACCAGAUUGCCAAGAGCUCGCCUGCCCCGACGGCCGUGGCGACCCCGCGUACACGAGUAGAACCUUCUGAGCACGAGACUGACAAUGCCGGCCUGGACAAGGUUGCCAAAGGUCUGGGUCAUGCUCUGGAUGAGGAGCCGAGUGCCGAGUCCAAGAAGUUGGCAGCCCUGACUGCAGCGGUGAGGCGGAUUUGCACGCCGAAGGAGGCAAGCGGUAGGCGUGACAAGUAUCAGCCAACCAUCAAGGAGUACUGGGUUGAUGUGGCAACAACAGGGAGCUUUGAAGAGGAACACGAAGAAUCCUUGACAGAUCGCACCACGGGUGAGGGGCUGAUGCUAAGUCGCCGGGCGGUGAUGCAGAAGAAGGCAAUGAGCCUUGCGGUGAGAUAUGGUGAGAUCAACGGUGAUUGGCGUCUGAUCGUAUUGGGGGACACUGUGGGAGAAGUGACAGAGAAAGAUGCAUGUGCGCUUGCGCAAGCUUUUUGGAAUGAGUUCUCUCCUCUGUUGGAGCCUGGUGCUAGGCCUCCUAGUGCAGAGUUUCUAUCCGUUGCUACUCGGCUGGCUGAUACUGGGCACGAGAACCGUUUCACGGACGCUUGCUUGACAAAAUUUGGACUCUCAGCCAAUAUUGAAAUGAGCUAUUACAAAAUCAAAGGGCUGAAAGACACGCAUCCUGUGCUCCCCAUCGCUGCUACACUUCGGGCGCUGGAUGCCAAGGGAAAGCUUGAUCUUCUGCUUAUGGGCCAUGGGCCUUCAACUUUCAACGCAUUUUGGGACAAGUUUUGGCUACUGCAGAAGGGUCAUCCGGUGUUCGAAAACCACCACGGGCGCUUGGGGGAUUGCAUCCCUAUCGGCGUGCAUUGUGACGAAGGCACGACUUUGAAGAAAAAAUCAAUAAUGUUGAUCCAAUGGCAGCCUUUGAUAGGCAAAGGGAGCCGGAAGCGAAAAGGAACUGCAACAGACCCUGGGGUCAACAUGCUUGGCGACUCUAUCACAUCAAGAUUUGUGUGGUCUGUGAUGCUCGCGCGGCUGUACGCAAACACCAAAGGGAAAGUGAAGAACAAACCACUUCUUGAUUUGGUGAGCUGUUUGUCGGAGGAGCUUUCCAGAGCCUUCUACGAAGGUGUCCGCUUGCAGGAAUGUGGUCGACGCUUGUACCUUGUCCCACUUUGCCUCAAAGGAGACUGGCCAGCCUUGGCCAAGAUCGGGACGCUAACAAGACACUUCGGCAGAAAAUCCGAUGCAAAGCCGGGCCAUGGCAUAUGCCAUUUGUGCAGAGCAGAUAUGGAGGGCUUCAAGGACUGGCACGAUGUCAGCUUUGCAAAUAUGCAGGCAAUGCGGGAAGAUUUGCCGAUGCCAUGGCUCAAAGAGCCCACAGUUGUAUGCUGCUAUGACUUCGAUUUGUAUGGGCCUGGGUCUUUCGACUUUCAGAUCGACAAUCUUUUUGAGGAUUUGAAGGCGUUCUGUGUUCGCAACAGUCUGCAACUCCACAUGAGUGGACUCAGCCGCACUCUGCUUGGUUUUGCAACAUCAAGCGAAUAUCCUGCUGGGAACUGGUUCAAGGGCCAAGAUACGGUGACCCUACUACUGUUUCUGGAGCAUCGGUUCGAAUCUGCUGUGAGGGAAGUAGAGCCACAUGUGGUGGCAUUCUUUCAGGAGAUGUUCAACACCAUUAAGGCCGCAAAUGUUUUCUUGAAGUCUCUGUACCGUACAGCAUUGUGGCUGACUUCUGAGGAACGAGAUUGUUUGUUGAAAUCUGGUCAUGAGUGCAUACGAGGCUUCCAGCAAUGUGCUGAGAAAGCCUUUGAACUUGAACUUCCCCGCUUCAAGUACCAAACGAAGCUGCAUAUGUAUGGUGAGAUCUUGUUUGGCCUAGAGAAUGAAAGGCACCAUGGGCAACCAUCUUUGUCCCCUUUGGUCUUUGCCACCCAGCUAGACGAAGAUCUAGUGGGGAAGGUAAGUAGCAUGUCAAGGACCGUCAGUGUGCGCACUGUCCACACUCGCACUCUGGCGAAAUAUCAACUAGCAUUGGCAGCUCGGUGGUGA